CCAGAGUACUUCCGGGUUAACACUGUUGUGUUUACAGGCGAAGAAUGGGAAAAGAUGUCUUCAGAUGUGUUGAAUGCAACGAAAAAGCGACGGAGCUGCACAGAGAUUACAGUAACGGCAUCUUAAAGAUAACAAUAUGUGAGUCUUGUCAGAAGCCGGUGGACAAGUACAUCGAGUACGACCCAGUCAUCAUUCUCAUCGACGCCAUUUUGUGCAAAUCACAGGCUUUCAGACACAUUUUGUUCAACUCAAGCCUGAAUAUUCACUGGAAGUUGUGUGUGUUCUUCCUGCUGUGCGAGGCCUACCUCAGAUGGUCUUUACUCCAUGGAUCUGAACACAGCAGUGACCCUGCAGACAUCAUCAGAUACACCAAGGAAUGGGAGUUCUAUGGCAUGUUCGCAUUAGCAGCCCUUGAGCUGGCGGCGUUCUGUGGCGGCGUGCUGCUGUGUCUGUGGUUGGUUGUGGUUCGUCUAAAAGGCGGAACCGUUGAGUUCAGGCUGCUCCUCAGGGCGCUGCUGCUGUCCUGUUACGGAAAAGUCCUCCUCAUCCCCACCGUCAUCUGGGAACACGACUACUCGCCGCUCUGCCUCGGCCUCAUCAAGCUGUUUGUGCUGACGUCGAACUCACAGGCCAUCAGAGUGAUCCUGAACAGCAGCAGACACAUCUCCGUCAUGGCUGUGUUCGUCGGUUUACUGUCAGAGGGUUGUGUGUCUCAGAUCUGUAAACGACUUCCAUGGACCAUCCAGGACAUGUUGGCGUUUCAGUGACCGACGCUUCAUCAGACCUGUGACUGUAAGAACUGAAAAGCUGGAAACAACAGGGACGUUCUCUAACUUCCUCUCCUGUUCUGCUGUUUUGUGCUUCUUCUUUGUGCCUUUAUGGAGUAAAUUCUUCUCUGUUCAUUC
Messenger RNA from Sphaeramia orbicularis (orbiculate cardinalfish), 905 nucleotides. RefSeq names its product protein ARV1-like. NCBI's taxonomy places the organism in Eukaryota, Metazoa, Chordata, Actinopteri, Kurtiformes, Apogonidae. The transcript has 5 exons. The record is from RefSeq and is a predicted model, not a curated record. Gene Ontology annotation, biological process: regulation of plasma membrane sterol distribution; intracellular sterol transport; sterol metabolic process. The coding region runs from base 45 to 767 and encodes 240 amino acids. Gene Ontology annotation, cellular component: cortical endoplasmic reticulum; Golgi apparatus.